Messenger RNA from Ailuropoda melanoleuca (giant panda), 1031 nucleotides. It is a transcript of the gene OVCH2, whose product is annotated as ovochymase 2. Bases 1 to 1011 code for a protein of 336 amino acids. Gene Ontology annotation, molecular function: serine-type endopeptidase activity. NCBI's taxonomy places the organism in Eukaryota, Metazoa, Chordata, Mammalia, Carnivora, Ursidae. The transcript has 7 exons. Gene Ontology annotation, biological process: proteolysis. The record is from RefSeq and is a predicted model, not a curated record.
AUGACUCUGAGCAAGAAUAAUCUCCUUUUACUACUUGGAAUGCUCUGCUUGGACCAAGGCGAACCUGCAACUCUCUCUCUCCCCAAAGCUCCCACUUGUGGGCAGAGUAUGGUGAAGGCACAGCCUUGGAAUUACCUUAACAUUUUCAGUCGCAUUGUUGGGGGAAGCCAAGUGGAAAAGGGUUCCUACCCCUGGCAGGUGUCUCUGAAACGAAGGCAGAAGCACAUCUGUGGUGGGACCAUCAUCACUGCACAGUGGGUGAUUACAGCUGCUCACUGCGUUGCAAACAGAAAUAUUGCAACAACUUUGAACGUUACUGCUGGAGAACAUGACUUGCGCCAUAUAGAGCCAGAGGAGCAAACCCUCACCAUUGAAACCAUCAUCAUACAUCCCUAUUUCUCCAUCAAGAAGCCAAUGGACUAUGACAUUGCUCUUUUGAAGAUGGAUGGUGUCUUUCAUUUUGGCCAGUUUGUGGGGCCCAUGUGCCUUCCAGAGCCAAAGGAACGCUUUGAGGCUGGAUUUAUUUGUACAACUGCAGGCUGGGGCCGCUCGGCUGAAGAUGGUGUUCUCUCGCAAGUCUUGCAGGAAGCGAACCUGCCCAUUCUGACCCAGGAGGAGUGUAUGGCAGCUCUGUUAACCCUAAAGAAACCUGUCAGUGGGCGGACCUUUCUCUGCACAGGUUUCCCAGAUGGAGGGAGAGAUGCAUGUCAGGGAGAUUCAGGAGGUCCCCUCAUGUGCCGGAAUAAGAAGGGGGCUUGGACUCUGGCUGGUGUGACUUCUUGGGGCUUGGGCUGUGGCCGAGGCUGGAGAAACAACAUGCGGACAGAUGACCAAGGAUCCCCUGGGAUCUUCACAGAUCUUAGAAAAGUGCUUCCCUGGAUCCACAAACACAUCCGAAUUGGUAAUAACGCCCGCACACAAGGUCAAGAAGCUGGGGCCAGUGAGAGUGUCGGCAGUCUAGGCAAGUCAGGACCUCCGAGCGGACAGGCUCUGCUUCUGUUUUUAGUGUAGCACGUAAGAACUGUGACAUU